Messenger RNA from Blepharisma stoltei, 2452 nucleotides. The record is from the annotation of a GenBank genome assembly. NCBI's taxonomy places the organism in Eukaryota, Ciliophora, Heterotrichea, Heterotrichida, Blepharismidae.
AUGGAGGGUCAAAACAUUUCUUUAAUUCAGAAGCAGCUUUCUUCAGCUAUAGAACUCCUUCAGUCCUUUCAGGAUGAUAAAAAUCUAAGUUCGAAAGAUACUCACUGCGAGGCAAGACUGAAGGAAAUUAGACAAGAAGUGAUGAAUAAAAUCAAUUCAUCAUUAGUUGAUAUACAAAAGGAAAUGCAGGAAAAAAUCCAGCAGACCUUAAAAGAAUUUGACUCAGAAUUCAAUAAAGUUAUCAAUGAGCUCAUUGAAGUUGAAGUCAAUGUUCUAGAUGAAAAGAAAAAUUCAGGAAAAACUUGCAUUUUAUCUCAAAAAGUUCAUAUAUUAGAUUAAGAUUGCUCCUCCCACUUCAGGCUCGCGCCCUAUAAAUGGGUAGCACUUACACCAUUUUUGCCUACGUCGCCAAAAAUGGUGACUUCGACGCUCUAGGGGUGACGCACCCAGGCACUUCCUUGAACAACCCCUAACUGUCAGCCCCGUCUGUCAGGAGGUGGGAAAUGGUAGGUGUUCUGAAGUCUCCUCCUGCCCUCCAUUAAUACCUUCACUGCCAGGAAUGUGGGAUUAUCUUUACGACUCUGGUCUACUUGUCAUAGGCAGAGGUAAAAAAGCCCUGCCAUGGUGUCCUGGCCAGGGGAAAAAACCUACCCCGGACACAAAUUCUCCAGGCCCUGGCCCUCUUAAACCCAUAAAACCUGAGGCUGCGGGAGAAGGACAGGUCAGAUUGGUGGCCAUUUUAUUUAUGUCAAAAGUUCAUAGAAGAAGAUCAAGUCUGCUGAUAAAAAUGCUAAAGAAUGAAGAUUUUAGAACGGUUUAUCAUAUUUUCAUUGCGAUCAUGCUUGUCAUGUGCAUUGGGGAAAUCGUGAGAGGAUAUAUUGAAAACAGCGUCAUAUUGGAUUUAUCCCUAUUUUCAUGGGCUUUUGGAAAGUUUCAUUUAGUGAUUUUGGGGUGGCUGCUUGAAACCAGCUGGUGUUUAUUGGUCGUUCCAUUGGUGCAGCUUAUUCAUAAAGGGUACUUGUCUAAGCCAGUCUGAAUCACUAUAUAUGUCAUUAUGCAGUUAUUUAUGUUUAUUGGUCCUUGCUAUUGGUCCUUGCAUUUCAGUCUUCCAAUGGCAAGUGGUUUAGUCGUGACUUGCGAAAUGGCAAGAAUGUCGAUGACUAUGCAUUCUUAUCUAACUCCCCCCUCCAUGAGUGAACAAAAAAAAUCUUGUUUGCUCACGGAGGGGGAGGUUAAUAUUUUUUUUUUUUUAAAAUUUUAUAUUUUUUUUUAUAGAACAUAUUUUUUUCGAAAUUUAAAAAAAUCCCACUUCGCAAUAAUUGGAAAGCGGGUAUUAAUUUAAUUAUUAAAUUUAUGUUUUAAAACGCAAUUUGUUUAAAAUAAAACAGAAUUAGCUUAAGAUUUCAUUAUACUAAUUAUCACUUAUAUAUCAAAAUUUUUCCAUAAAAGAUUUUUCUAUUAAAAAAAUUUUUGUUCGCUCACGGAGGGUGAGUUUUUGGUCAAAAAAUAGAGAUUUUUCUAAUGGUUUUAUUCGCUCACAGAGGGGGGAGUAAGAGAAAAACUUUUAUUUGGAAAUGGACCUAAUGAGUAUGCUACUUACAUUCAUCCAAGCAUGGCUAAAAAGGGAAUCACAGUUGAAAAUCUAAAUAUUCCAACUAUCACAAUUGAAGAUCCUAUAACUGAAUUUAAAAGAUUCUUUUUUUAUUUUUUCGCUCCAACUCUCAUAUACCGAGACUCUUAUCCGCGAAUAACACCGCAUAGAAGAUGGUGGAACAUUGUAUAUAAUCUUCUAAAUGUUUUUGGAACAACGUUUUAUGUUUAUUUAUUACUACACACAAUUUGCAUUCCAUAUUUUAAAGAGUCAUGAAACAAGCCUUGGGAAUUAAGAUUUAUCUUGACUUCUUGGUUCAACAUUAUGCUGCCAGGCACUAUGCUAUUGGUUUUAAUGUUCUUUGGCAUCCUACACAGCUGGCAAAACUUAUGGGCAGAAAUCAUGAGAUUUGGAGACCGACAAUUCUAUACUGAUUGGUGAAAUGUGACUAGUUUCCAUGCUUAUUAUAGAACGUGGAAUAUUACUGUGCACGAGUGGCUCUUUCAAUAUUUUUAUCAAGAUGUGUAUAGAUUCUCAAAAGGAAAAGUAUCACAAUUUGUUGGGUUUGCAAUAGUUUUUGUUUAUUCUGCUGUUAUUCAUGAACUUAUUAUUGCUGUAUCGAUGGGAUUUUUUUAUCCUAUUUUAUUUGCUAUGUUUGGAGGGCCUGGAGUGCUAUAUACAUUCUUUUCAAGACAAGAAAAACGGUUUUUAAAUGUUUUUGUGUGGUCAAUGUUCCUUGUGGGCAAUGGGCUUUUAGUCAUGUUUUAUAGCUGGGAAUUUUUUGCAAGGCAGCAAAUUGACCUUUAUCCAAAAUAUGGAGUAAUAGGGAAAUUUAUUCCUCACUCUUGGGUUGGAAACUAG